Molecule: messenger RNA, 267 nt
Organism: Podospora anserina S mat+
Lineage: Eukaryota; Fungi; Ascomycota; Sordariomycetes; Sordariales; Podosporaceae
Exons: 2
Coding region: 1-267 (88 amino acids)
Biological process (GO): mitochondrial respiratory chain complex IV assembly
Cellular component (GO): mitochondrion; mitochondrial inner membrane
Source: RefSeq, a predicted model, not a curated record
AUGGGUGGUCUUAACUUGGAGGUCUUCAAGUUCGGAAUGUACAUCAUGUUCCCCAUCGGAAUCAUGUACUACUUUGGCACCAACCUCGACUCGAGAUUCUCCGUCCCCGAGUUCUGGCCCAAGCCCGAGAACGCAAACAGGAUCCCGCUCGAGAGGGACGAGAUCGAGGCUGAGCUGCAGCGGUUGAGGGCUCGGAGGUUGUAUCUUAGGGAGAAGAGGUUGGGGGAGCAGGGGGGGCAGCAGCAACCACGGGAUCAGCAGGAGUAA